Molecule: messenger RNA, 620 nt
Organism: Cydia fagiglandana
Lineage: Eukaryota; Metazoa; Arthropoda; Insecta; Lepidoptera; Tortricidae
Gene: Rpp21
Exons: 3
Coding region: 81-440 (119 amino acids)
Biological process (GO): tRNA processing
Cellular component (GO): nucleolar ribonuclease P complex
Source: RefSeq, a predicted model, not a curated record
CAAAAUUGUCAAAAGUCAAAACAAAUUAGGUGGUUGUCUGCGCUAAACCACAUUUUAACGUAUUAAUAAGAAUAGGAAUUAUGAAAAAAGUUCAGGGAAAUGAUUCAUUUCAUCGUAUAAAUUACUUGUACCAAAUAAGUAAACAUAUAGUUAAAAUAAAUCCAACCUUAUCUUCGUACUAUGGUAACCUAAUGGUAAAUGUUGCGAAGAAGAAUGUCUUGAAAAUGCAUCCGGACAUAAAAAGACAGAUCUGUAAGAAGUGCCGCUGCAUUUUGAUAUUUGGAGAGACAGGUAAAAUGAAGAUAAAGACUAGGAAUAAACAGAAGAUUGUAGAAUGGACCUGCAAUACUUGUAGCACUAAGAAAUCUCUUCCAGCCUCUAAAGACAAGGACCCACUAUGGCUAGAAAGAGAUGAAGCUGUUGUUGAGGUUAUUAAUUAAUUGAUUUAGUGUUAAGUAAAAAAUUUCUGUUGAUAUUAAGGUUUACUACUAAUGAGUUUCCCAAUGGUUAUGAUGUUAUUAGCAACUAAUGUGAUAUGUGUUGGUAUAGUUAUAUAUAAAUAGAAAUUAAUGUAUGUAACAAACAAUACAAUUCUUUUUAAAGCUUUUCCAAAUUACCUU